Molecule: messenger RNA, 3570 nt
Organism: Maniola jurtina (meadow brown)
Lineage: Eukaryota; Metazoa; Arthropoda; Insecta; Lepidoptera; Nymphalidae
Exons: 3
Coding region: 1-3570 (1189 amino acids)
Source: RefSeq, a predicted model, not a curated record
AUGACUACAAAGGGUGAUUCAGAUUUACCGCGUACACAUGACGAAUGUCAAAUGUUAAUUUUAGAAUCGAAACGCGAUGCGAUGUUUGCGCGAAUGCAACGAAUCUACGAUGCCGCCUUGCAAGUAGAAAUUGAUUCUAGUAAACUACCUAAUCUUUUAUGUCAAGCAGCUAACCUAGACACUUUACGAAAGGAAUUCGAGCAAACAUUAGAUUCAUAUAACGCUAUACAGUUAAAAUUGAAUCCUAAAAAUCCUAUUAAUUAUCAAUCAUGGAUGUCAUUCGAGGAAUUAUUUUGUUAUGUCAAACAAGUUUUAGCGACUAACAGCAAUAAAGAAUCUGAAUCUAACAUGGCGUCUUUGUCAAAGUUCCCUAAAUUAAAAUCACAUCUUCCGCCUAUUGAUAUUAUUUCAUUUAAUGGUGAUUUAACAAAAUGGCCUUUGUUUUAUCAGCAGUUUAAAAGUAUGAUUCAUGAUAACCCGAAUUUAAAUAAUAGUGAAAGGGUAUUUUACCUAGUCGGAAAAUUAACUGAUAGGGCUGCCGCAGUUUGUUCAGGGUUGCCAGCAACAGCUGAAAAUUAUAAUAUCAUCUGGGAUGCCUUAAUACAGAAGUACGACGACCCCCGCUCACUCGCUUCCGCUUAUUUAAAUCAAGUGUUGCAAUUUAAGCCACUUGCUAAUAAUAAUGAUACCGCACUAGAUAAUUUCAUAAACACUUUUGAUUCAUCGGUAGAAGCGCUUAAACAGUUAAAAAUUGAUUUGACUGAUUUUAUAUUCCUUCAUUUGGCUACGCUUAAAUUAGAUGAAGAUACCGUUAAAAUGUUUGAGCUUAUUAAUCGUAAAAAACAAAUUCCAACAUAUAAAAGUCUUAUAGAUUUUGUGAAGGAACAGAGCAAGGUGCUGUCUAGAGGGAGCAAUGUUAAUGCACAGUUGCAAAAUAAAGCUCGCUCUAAACACAUACCUACACCUGUCACGAGGUCUACUAAGUCUACUAAGUCUUUUGUCAAUACGGAAAGCGCUCGUAGCUCACAUGAAAAUCAUAAGUGUGUCAUCUGUAAAAAUGAAAAGCAUGACCACUUAUACAAGUGCACUGAGUUUAUGAAAUUAACUCCUAGGCAAAGUGUCGUUGUCAAUGCGCCAACGUCACAUACCUGCCCGCACCUUUAUAAUUGCAUACUGUCGCAAUCCGCUAAUUCGGAUGAUAUGUCUCGCACUGUGCCGAACAAUCACUCUGAAAAUAAUGUAAUUCAACCUGCUCAUGCGUCAGCUUCGACGUCCGCUCCGACGUCCGCUUCGACGUCCGCUUAUACGUCCGCUAAUCAACCCGCUCAUACGUCUUGUAAUUCACCCGCUCAUACGUUUGCGCAUACGUCCGCUAGUACGUCCGCUUAUACGUCCGCUAGUACGUCCGCUUAUACGUCCGCUAGUUCUCCCGCAAAAAUUAAUGUAUCAGAAUCGUCUAAUGAUUCAUCCGCUAACAUUGCCGCUUCUUUAUGUACUAUAUCUCGUGAACAUCACGACCGCACCGCUACAACCGCCUUAUUGGGCACCGCUAAAAUUAAAGUACUAGAUAAGUACAAUCGCUCUCACUUUGUGCGUUGUCUCAUUGACCCCGGCUCACAAAGUGAUUAUAUUUCUAUGACUUGCUGCAAGAGAUUAUCAUUACCUGUUCACACGCAAAGCCGCUUCUCUGAAGUUCAGGGAAUCGGUGGGACCUCUCAAAAGAUACUUGGGAUUUCCGACUUUAAAUUCAAAUCUCGUUUUGAUGAUACUAAAGAAUAUUCCAUACGCCCGCUUGUGGUCGAGCAGAUUACGUCACAGCUGCCCGAUGCGCGUAUAGACGUAGCAGCUAUGAAGUCUUUAAUACGAAAUAUACCUCUCGCAGACGAUGAAUUCUCGGAGCCAGGAACUAUUGAUGUGUUAUUGGGAGUAAAUCGCUAUUGUGAAAUCUUACUAUUCAAUAAACUGACAGGUGGUGAUAAUUCGCCUUCCGCCGUUGAAACCACGCUAGGUUAUAUAAUUCUGGGUGACGCACCAGUCGUCUCUCAGCUCCCACAUACCGCUGCUUUUUGUGCAUUUGCUCGCGAACCGCUUCAUAAAAAUAAUAAUUUAGAAAACCUUCCGAUCUUGGCAGAACCUGAAAUAGGAUUCUUGAACAUUGCUCAGCCAGAUUGUAAAAAUAUUAACACCGCAACAAUUAAUCUUAACUCUGACGAUAGUUUCGCUGUUGACAUUCUCUCUAAGGACACCACUGCAAAGACAAUCAAUACUUGUAUCGCAGGUGAAGAGAAUGAUUUGAUGCUUGAUAUUAAAAUUUCCAAAUCUGACUUACGCGUAAGAGACAGUGAAGCUAUUCAGAAGGGUUCGGAAAAGGAUUCUAUUUCAGAGGUUCACCCUGAGAAAGGUACCGCGUCUGGGUUUAAAUUGUCACAUAACUCUGUCAUAUCUAAUGAUGUUAUGUCGACCACUCUCUUCAGAACUCUUCGUUCAUAUUGUAACCUGCACGCUGAGAUUCUUAAUACUUUGUUCAAUGUUAGGUUUUGUAAAAUCGCUUUCUUUGAAAAUGUGAGGCAAAUGUACAUAUAUUUCGAAAUAAAUUCCCCGCACCGCAAACAUCAAAUAAUCUUAUAUAGAUUUGAUAGUGAUGACCCGCCUUGUAAACAUACAUUUAACCGCGUCACUUUCGAAUUGCGCUCCUCUCCCUUUUUGGCUCUUUGCACUCUGCGCGAAGUUGCUAAGAAGGAGAGAGAGAGAUGGCUUCUUGUCGCUGCAAUUUUCGAAAGGGACAUCUGUAUGGGUGACCUUGCUUCCGCUGCUUCUUCCACUGAGGAAGCGGUUGCGAUAGCAAACGAGCCGAUCCAGAUGUUCAAGUCUGGAGGAUUUGAUCUAGUCAAUCGGACUAGCAACCCCUCUGAACUGAUACAAUGUAUACCGCAGUCUGAAAGUAUAUCUUUUGCAGAUGAGCAUGCUUUCAAGCUUCUAGAUAUACAUUGGUUUUCCGCAUUUGAUAAUUUUGUUUUUAAAGUUUCGCAACCGCCUACAUCUUGUAUGAAAAGAGCUAUCCUCUCAGCUACCGCACGUCUGUAUGAUGAUUUGGGCCUUGUAGGUCCAGUCAUUUUAUUCGCUAAAUUACUCAUAAAAGAGUUAUGGCUUCUGAAUAUGGGAUGGGAUGAUUCUCCACCACAACACAUUGUCGACCAAAAUGAAAUUGUUUUGCGUACUCAUCUUAUAUCUUCUCGCGUAAAAAUAAAGAAAGCUCUCGCAUUCUCAGAUUCAGAAGUCGCCCUCUGCUGGGCACUCUCGUCACCGCACAAAUUUAAUAUUUAUGUAACUAACCGCAUUUUGGAAAUUCAUACGAAUUUGUCGCCACUUAAGAAGUUCACCGGCAGAAGGCAAGGACGUUGUAGGAUUUAUUACGCGUACGCACAUCAGCCUGAUGGCAUGAGAAUGACACUUAUCUACGCGUCUUGCCUGGUGGCUGGUACUCUUGCAAAUCUAUGUCAGAUGUACCGCUGGUUCCAACAGUGGAUGGUGAAGAAGAACCAGCAAGAAAUUCGGCGGUUGCUCUUCUAA